AUGACACGCGCACAGCAGACCCUUUCCGUUGCAUUGCUCGUCACGUCGCUCUACCUAGCCCUCUACCUAGGCCUGCUACCUCUGAACCAAACCAUCCAAGAGGAAAUCAUCCCACAUCUCCCGACAUACUUCCUUAUGGUCCUAGGUUCCUAUCUUCUCUUCAGGCUCGGCUGGGGAGUAUUCACAUUCAACGACGUUCCAGACGCAUAUAAAUCCCUACAAGAAGAAAUAAAUCAAGCAACCACCGAACUAAGGGCAAUGAACGUUGAUAUAGAUUAA
Molecule: messenger RNA, 279 nt
Organism: Trichophyton rubrum CBS 118892
Lineage: Eukaryota; Fungi; Ascomycota; Eurotiomycetes; Onygenales; Arthrodermataceae
Exons: 3
Coding region: 1-279 (92 amino acids)
Biological process (GO): GPI anchor biosynthetic process
Cellular component (GO): dolichol-phosphate-mannose synthase complex; endoplasmic reticulum membrane
Source: RefSeq, a predicted model, not a curated record